Molecule: messenger RNA, 1477 nt
Organism: Paramecium primaurelia
Lineage: Eukaryota; Ciliophora; Oligohymenophorea; Peniculida; Parameciidae
Source: the annotation of a GenBank genome assembly
AUGAAAGAAACAUCACAUCUUUUCUCGAAAUAUUAAUUAGAAUACAUACAAAAAAUAGGUGAAGGAGCUUUUGGAAAAGUAUAUAAAGCAUUCGACUAAACUACCAAAAAAAUAGUAGCUGUAAAAGUAAUUGUUACAAUUAUAUUAAAGGUUUUAAACACAGAUGAAGAAUAAGAAUUACUCUCAUCAUUAAAUCAUAAUAACAUUGUCAAACACAUUAGAGGGUAAUAAUUUAAGUUCUUAUUGUAUAGAUCUACUUAAUUAUUAGUAAUGGAAUACAUGGAAGGAGGAUCAUUAAAAAAUUAUAUGAAUGAAAAUCCAAAUUUAAAUGAAGAAUAAUGUAUAUAGAUUAUGAAAUCUAUACUCUCUGGUUUAACUUAUUUACAUCAACAUAAUGUUAUUCAUAGAGACAUCAAACCUGGUUAUUAUUUUUUAUAUAUAUCUCUUUAGAUAAUAUCUUAUUAACUAAAGACCUAGUACCAAAAAUAGCUGAUUUUGGUUUAAGCAUAUAAUUUGAAAACUUUGACUAUUCUACUUGUAAAUGUGGUACUUACAUUUAUAUGGCUCCUGAAAUCCUAUAAAGCAAACUUUAUUCUAAAGUAUCAUCUACUAUUAAUUAAAUUAGCCAGUGGAUGUUUGGGCAACUGGAAUUAUUAUGUAUUAACUAUUGCAAGGAGUUCAUCCCUUCUAUAAAUAGGAUUCAACAAAAUAAUAAUAUCUUCAAAACAUCUUAGAAAAACCUUUACAAUUCAAAAAGCCAAUAUCUCAAUAAGCAAAAGAUUUACUUAUUCGUCUAUUGAAAAUUGAUAUUUCUGAUCGUUAUACAGCUAAUCAAGCUUUAUAACAUCCUUGGCUUACUAAAUAAGAUAGUUUGCCCUUAAGUUUAUUUGAAUAAUUUAAAUUGUUUGAUUGCAAAAACAAAUUCAUCAAUGUAAUUAUAUCAUAAAAUUAAGAUUAUCAAAUUGUUGAUCUUUAUUCAAUAAUUAAAAAUACCAAAAUUUUCAUAUGGAUAUAUAUUAGGUCAACAAGGUUUUCAUAUAAAAUAAGUCUAAUAUAUUGUUGGAUAAAUAUAGUCUCCACUCAAAAUAGAAUCUCCAACUAUUUCAAGUUCCACUACUUUAAAAAAACUAGGUAAAAUUGACUAUUCAGAAGAAAACACACCAAUUAGUCUUCAAAAUGCUACAUUCUAUUAAAAAAAUAAAAAAUUGCAAGUAAAUAUUAUAAAUAAAUUUAGAAAUUAUCCAAUUUUUAUGAAUAAGCAUAUAAAUCUAAUGAAAAUUCUCUUGCUUAAUUAAGUCCUCAGAAACCUAAAAGAAGUACCAUGAACUUUUCUCAAGCUUCUCGAGAGUAUGCAGAAAUAAUGUUAGGGUACACUGCAAUGAAAGAAAAACGAAAACCAUCUUAAAUUAAAUUGGAACCUUUAGAUAGAAGAGCUAAAAGAACAUCUUCUGUUGUAGUAAUUUCCUAUAAACAAUGA